AUGUUGAGUAGAUUAGCUGAUUCGCAAGAUUUUGCCACUUUUAGUAUGGUAAACUUUUUUAAGUAUUUGCAUUUUCGAACAUGUUUGCAGGAAAGUUUGAUGGAACCAGUUGUGUUAUGGGUGAAAGCAGGAUCAGAUGGUAUACGCUUAGGUGGUGAUCCGUUAUGUCAUCAAAUUUUUAUGAUACUAAUCGAGAAAAGCCUUCAUCCCGGUUCUGAUCUCAUGCAAGUUGGUCUAAGGCAUGCCCCGGCGUUGCAACACGGUGAUGACUUAAUCUUAUCUCAUCAGGAUGAAAUUAUUGAUUACAUCGAUCGGGAGUUCCCAAUACCAUCAUUGAAAUGCGAAUGUUCCGCUGCUUCUGAUGCUACUGCAAAUCUUUUCCGUUCCUUCGCAUUUUUCAUCAAGGAAGUUAAUACCGAUCCAAAAGCCCUGAAUAUGGAAUUGAUACGACUGGAUCGGUAUUUUGAUACUAUAAGCACACGAUUUCUGGCAGCUGAUCAUUUAACUCAUUUGGAUUGUUAUAUUUUACCCAAAUUACAUACCAUUCGAAUUGCCUUAGGUGCAUUGAAAGAAUACGAAAUACCGACCAAUUUACAGAAUUUAUGGGGUUACAUGAAACGUGGUUAUGCUAUGGAAUCGUUUCGGAAAAGUUGCCCAAGUGAUCAGGAAAUAAUACUGUAUUGGGCAGAACGACCAGAUACGCCAAAUCUAACAUCACAGAAACGAUCCCAAUUAUAUCGCCAGAAAACUACUUACAGCUGGGAUACUCCGAUGGAUACUCAAAACGGUAAAAUUAAAGAGAACGGUAGGUUGCUCAGAUUAAAGAAAUUUGGCAUGUGGACUAUGUUUACUUGA
Acanthocheilonema viteae is the source of this 855-nucleotide messenger RNA. The record is from the annotation of a GenBank genome assembly. Lineage: Eukaryota; Metazoa; Nematoda; Chromadorea; Rhabditida; Onchocercidae.